Messenger RNA from Myxocyprinus asiaticus (Chinese sucker), 5624 nucleotides. Its product is annotated as immunoglobulin superfamily member 3. The coding region runs from base 111 to 4346 and encodes 1411 amino acids. The record is from RefSeq and is a predicted model, not a curated record. NCBI's taxonomy places the organism in Eukaryota, Metazoa, Chordata, Actinopteri, Cypriniformes, Catostomidae. The transcript is spliced from 11 exons.
UAAAACAGUCUGUUCCUCUGCUUGCAGUAGAGAACAUAUCACAGGGGUGAGGCAAUAUUGUUAAAACCUGUAUUAACUUGCAUAGUGUGUAAUUUGUAUCGAGAGGCUCAAUGAGAGAGAAACUGAAACGACCGAUCAGAUUUAAGAUGGUAGUCCUUUAUGACCAGCUGUGGCACUUGCUGCUGUUACUGUGUCUCAUAGGGCUCCUGCAAUGGGAUGUGUGCUGCGGUCAGCGUCUGGUCCAGAUCCAGGAGGGUCCUCUGUAUAGAGUCAAAGGAUAUCCCAUCUCCAUUUCCUGUAAUGUUAGUGGGUUCAAAGGUUCCCCUGUACAGGAUUUUGAAUUUUCGGUCAAGAAGGUUAAGAGACCAGACAUAAGUAUAGAUAUCAUCAGUACAAGGUCCACAAACUUUGCCUAUGCAGUUUUCUCUGAAAGGGUGAGCAAAGAAGAGAUUAAGAUUGAGAGGUUGUCUGGAUCUUCAGUUCUAUUGAAGAUCAACAAUUUGCAGGAGAAGGAUGCUGGUGUGUUCAGUUGUCACACCCCAAGCACUGAUGGCACAUAUAAUGGAAUCUAUGGUGCGGACACAACACUUAACGUGAUCGAAGACACCCUGGUGGCAUCAUACUCUGGCUCUUCCUCUAAGAGCAUGUCUGAGGGCAACUCUCUUCAACUUGAGUGCCAGGUUUCCAGUCAGACUUUUCAACACACCCAUCUGUCGGUCACCUGGUUUCUCCAUGGUGCAGAGGAUGUGAGCCCCCGACCAAUCAUUACUCUGGACAGGGAUCUGACUGUAAAGCCAGGAGCUGGAUUUGAGGAUCGCUACAAAUUAGGACUUAUUAGCAUGGAUAAGGUGGAGGACACAACCUACAGACUGAAGAUGCCACAGGUGCAGCAGUCAGACCGCGGGAAGUUCUACUGUCAGGGCACUGAGUGGAUCCAAGACCCUGACCGUUCCUGGACACAGAUUGCGCACAAAACCACCACAACCUGUAAUGUAGAGAUUGAUGUAGCCCCUGAUGUAGGUUCCUUCAUUGCUUAUAUGGAGGCUUCAAAGGAGCCAUUGCAGGAGGGAGAUGCACUGGAGAUCCGCUGCAGUGUGAAGGCACAGAACCUUCCUGGUCAAUUUUUUUCAGUGACUUGGCUGAAAAACCAGAAGAACGUGGCCCAGAUUGGAUCUUCUGGGGUGCUCACUGUGUUUGAUGAUUACAAAGAGAGAGAGAAUAAAGCAGAGAUGAGAGCAGUGAAAACCAGUCCUAUGGAGUACCUGUUGACAAUCCGCUCAGCUAGGGCUGAGGACCAGGGCGAAUACCAGUGUGAAGUAUGGCAGGAAGACAAGAGUGAGGAUGGCACCUUCACAAAAACAAAAAAGCAGCUGUCCAGUCCUGAGACUGUACACGUCACCACCAAAGUGAGUGACCUAGCCGUGGUCAUGGUGAUGGAGAACAAUACAGUGACUGAGGGAGAAGCACUAAAGGUCAUCUGCUCAGUGUCCGGAUUCAAAGGUCCUUUAUCAGUUUCAUGGCAACAUAAGAAAGACUCCAUCAGUGACAUUAUCAGUCUGACUCAAGAGGGAGUGAUGAAAGAUAUUGGGUCAAGAUAUCAAGGCAGACAUGUUCAAAUACUCCAUUCUCCAGCCGGACGCUUCACCCUGGAGAUCGGCGCUGCUACAGUGUCUGACAGCGGCGAGUACAAAUGCACUGUGUCUGAAUGGACCACACAGAGCAAUGGAGAGAUGAAGAAAGGCAACACCCAAUCACAGCAAAAAGACAUUUCUGUUUAUUCUGUUGAAUCUCUAAUGAGGGUGGUUUUGAGAAGUCGUGCAACAAGUGUGGCUAUAGAUUCACCGCUAGAACUAAUAUGCUCAGUAAAAGGACCUAAAGUGCCUUUGACUGUACACUGGAUGUUUCUGCCCAUUAAUUCAUCUACACAGAGAAAUAUUGUAUCUCUACACUAUACUGGAGAAAUCACCUGGGGAGCAGAUCAGAGUAGCUACCAACUGUCCAUUCAGGAGCAACAUCCAGAUAAAAGUUUCACUCUCAGGGUGUCGAGAGUCAGCAGGAAACAAGGUGGACAGUACCAGUGUCAAGCUGAUGCCUAUCAGAAGGAUGUACAAAAAGCCAGGAAGAUCUCCAACCCUUUAGCAGUGAAUGUACGGAAACCUGACAGAAAGCUGAAUCUGUCCUACCUCAAGUCUUCGAUUGAAACCACUGUCAACAGUGAUGCCAAGAUUGAAUGCUUAGUCAGCCGUGCAACCACGAAUACCUCUCGUUUCACAGUAACAUGGCUGCUUGAGUCCCUGAUGCUCUUAACUAUGGACCUGCAUGCUGUUGUCAAAUUUGGCCCUGCAGCUGGCCUAGAGAUGGACCAGAGAAUCCGCAUGGAAUUGAGACAGAAACACAACUUCGAGUUGACUAUUCAACAGGUCAUGAAAUCUGACAGUGGACAGUACCGUUGUGAGGUGGAAGAGUGGCUUCAGGAUCCUCUUGGUGACUGGUAUUCUCUAGAUAAAAAGGAUGUUUCUACAGAGCUUGUUGUCAAUGACAAAGCCAGUGAUUUCAAAAUGAAUAAAGCAAACACUCAGCUGUGGGUUAAGGAGGGAGAAUCACUAAUGUUGAAUUGCUCAGUGGAUAGUGUUGGGACAGAUUCCACAAUUCGCUACUCUCUUACCUGGUACUUGAACCAGUCCUCUAAUGUGCAACUUCUGACCUAUCGUUAUGAUGGCCGUCUGAUUUACAACAGCUUUGACCCAAAGCUUGAGGGACGACUCCACUUCUCCAGCCCAGCAAUCGGUGUCUUUCAACUGACCAUCCAUAGAACCAUCCAGGAAGACAGUGGGCAGUAUUACUGUAAAGUUGAUCAGCACCAGCUGGAUUGCAAAGGCCAGUGGUCACCUAAGGCAAGCGACAAGUCAGGUUCUACCAAUGUUAGUGUUCACCUCAUGGAGAAUAAAUUGAGCGUGCAAAAGGAGUUCCGAAGCCGCAACAUUACCAAUCUGCAAGCUGGAUUUACCAUGGACUGUGUGAUUGACUCUCGAUCAAGUGACAAAUCAGUGUUUGAGGUGACUUGGUCCAAGGGUCAGAGAGGUGAACGACCUGUCAUCAUCUUCAAUGCCAGCCGUGAUGGAACCUUACACAGUGCAAUUAGCGAUAAAGAUCUGAUGUUCAGACGACCACGUGCCACACACUAUAAACUGACUGUACCAAACAUCAACCCCAGCGAUACUGGGCUUUAUCUCUGUCAGGUUGUUGAAUGGAUUCAGACAACUACAAAUAACUGGAGGAGGAUAGGUGAAGACAAGUCUGGAGAGCUAUCUGUCCAUGUAGAAACUGAGGAUAGGCAAAAAGAGGACACUUUUACCAUAGACAGGACUGAUAAGCACCUUGACAUCAAAGAAGGAGAGCAAUUUGAACUUGAAUGCUCCCUGGACAUAGUAAAAGAUGACCCUACCCUUCACUACAGUCUCAGUUGGGUAUUUGAUAGCCCGAAAUCUACCAGCCAGAUAUCUUUAUUGACAUACUCGUAUGAUGGCCGUCUACAGUACCACCUAGAGAACCAGCAACUUAAAGACAGGCUACGCUUCUCUAGACCCACUACCGGAACAUUUCAUCUGGUUGUACUAAACUCAGAUACAGCUGACAGUGGAAGCUACCAGUGCAAGGUUGACCAGUACAUGCUCGGUUGUGAGAGCAAAUGGAAACAGACGGUAUCUGCACAAUCAGGCUCAACCACUGUCAACGUUAGCAGUAUUGAGAGUAAACUGCAUGUGCAGAAGGAGAACCGAAAGCUAAACAUUACCAAUCACCAGGCUGAAUUUACCAUUGACUGUGUAAUUGACUCUUGGUCCAGUGAUAAGUCUGCUUUUGGGGUCAACUGGUUCAGGGUGCAGAACACAGAACCAGAAGUACCAUUCUUCACUGCUAGACGUGAUGGUACCUUACACAGUGCAAUUAGUGACAAAGAUCUGGUGUUCAAACGACCACAUCUUACAUACUAUAAACUGACUGUGCCAAACAUCAGCCCUGGUGAUAUGGGGCAAUACUACUGUCAGGUAGAGGAGUGGCUGCUAACACCUGCUAACACCUGGAAGAAAGUGGCAUCAGACAAAUCUGGAAUCCUCUUUGUCCAUGUUCAUGUUGAAGGUGAAGCUGAAAAACAGACAGACCCUUUAGGAAUAACGCUGGGAAUCACCAUUCCCCUGAUUUGCUUUUUUGUAUUUGUCAUAAUAAUGCUGUUGAGAAGGGAGCACAAGAGGAGUUCUGAUCUGAAAAAGAAAAAAGAGUGUCUUUGGGCUGAAAACAACCCCCUUUCCCCAGUACCUGGAGUGACUGCAGGUGAAGAUCAUUCAUAGCUUGUCUACCACACCAGUUAUUAAUCAUGCAGUGGUCUUUGAUGUAUAAACAUUAUUAUUACUUAACAUUAAAGGGUGUUCACCCAAAAAUGAAAAACAAAAAAUGAAGAAAAAAAAAUGUCUGCUCACCCAAAACCAACUGGAUCGCUUCAGAAGACACUGAUUAAACCACUCGAGUCUGAUGGAUUACUUUUAUGCUGCCUUUAUAUUCUUUUUGGAUUUCUGGUCACCAUUCUGGUCUCUUGCAUUGUAUGGGCCUACAGAGCUGAGAUAUUCUUCUAAAUAUUAUAAUUAUGAUAUUCUUCAUUUGUGUUCUGCUGAAGAAAGAAAGUCAUACACAUCUGGGAUGGCAUGAGUGUGAGUAAAUGAUGAGAGAAUUUUCAUUUUUGGGUGAACUAUCUCUUUAACAAUUUGAACUUAGCUAAAAACUUUGUUUACCAGUAUGACUCAGGAUAAUGCUGACCAGCCUUCAUUUACAUUCCGAGAAAUGAAUUCAUUAUAAGAGGAAAAUUAAGUAUAAUAUAGAUAUAUGUUGGAUAAACCAGUGGUUCUCAACCAGGUUUGCUUCAGGGCCCAGAUUUUACAUCGGACAUCAAGUGGUGACACAUAGGCUAACCAAAACCAGAAUUGUGUAUGGUACAAAGAUUUUUUUUAAAAUCAAACAAUAAAAUGUAUACAUUUUUAUUUUCUAUAACUGGCAACUGCUCUCAGCAGCCAGUGAUUCAUUUCACAAAACAUUGUGGUCAGCACAAACCAAAUGUAUCCUUUUCUCAACUUAUUUAAUGUUUUCUGCAUAUUUUAUUUUACAUAUUUUAUCUUACAUAGUUUUUGCUCAUGGUUUUUGAGGAUGAGGUCAUAUCACACAAUCUGUCCAGAUUGGUAUAUGCUGAAUUUGUUCCAAAAUAUCAAAAAGUUUGAUAGGACACAGCCUUUGACAUAAACAACAAAAGAUAGGUUUAUGGAAAACUCUUUUAAAAGUUCAGAAGCAUAUUUAUUUUGCUAUCCUAACUGUGCAUGGUUAUACUGAAUGGUUAGUUGCAUUUAAUUAUUUUCAUUUGGCUUCGCUUUUUCCCUGCUGUCUAUCAGAACAGACUUAUGACCCAUUUUUGGGUCACAGCCAUCUGGUUGAGAAACACUUAAAUGAUGGUUUUCUAGGUGACCAUUUCAUAGAAUAAUAACGUUCACAUUGGAAUUGUGCAAUGUGUGUGGUGACAAAUUGGUUAAGUGUUAAAGAUGCAAUGAUGCUAAAUAUUUUUUUAAUAAAAUGAAUGAACAACA